UUGAAGAUAGUCGACGGUGAUCUGUUAGUAGUUAGUGCUUCAAAAUUCAAACAUUUAAUUUUACACCGCCUGAAUCAGUGAUUUGGAGGCUUUUCAACAUGAGUAAUAGCCAGCGUACGAAUUCCGAGUGCUCGGGUAUGACGAAAUCAACAAUGCAGCUACCAGGGGAUGAGGGUGUUCAUGCCGAAAAUUACAAAUUGCAUAUGCAUGAGGAGCAACUGGGUUCAACGAGUAAUCUUUUUGAUUCGAGCAUUCAGCCAACGGAUGAAUGUACUGCACCAGAAUCAUAUGAUACGUUCUUUCAAGACGCUUUCAAUGCAAUUAACACGGAAAUGGAAAAAUAUUAUUCGAGUUUGGGAAAGAUGGAAGAAAAAGAAGUGAACGUGCAAAGCGAAAUAAUUUCCAAGACUGAAGAGAUGAAGAAACUAAGUCGAAUUCUACGGGCCAAAAGGGAUAGUGCGUUGCAAGCCAUCGCCCAAUUGACAACUCCUGUUUUCAAACGUAGCAAUGUUCAGGAUUAGCAACAAGCAAUCAGUGGAACGCUUGUACGUACGCAUUUUUCGUUUCACCGUUUUCCUACAAUCUCCCAAGGGAUACACAUAACUCGUUCUGAAA
This is a messenger RNA of Daphnia magna, 615 nucleotides long. RefSeq lists its product as uncharacterized. The record is from RefSeq and is a predicted model, not a curated record. Bases 99 to 521 code for a protein of 140 amino acids. The transcript has 4 exons. NCBI's taxonomy places the organism in Eukaryota, Metazoa, Arthropoda, Branchiopoda, Diplostraca, Daphniidae.